Molecule: messenger RNA, 1232 nt
Organism: Gastrolobium bilobum
Lineage: Eukaryota; Viridiplantae; Streptophyta; Magnoliopsida; Fabales; Fabaceae
Product: pathogenesis-related protein PR-1-like
Exons: 1
Coding region: 310-912 (200 amino acids)
Cellular component (GO): extracellular region
Source: RefSeq, a predicted model, not a curated record
UCACGGGAGAACCUUCAAUCAUCGAUCCCAGAGAAUAAUGCAAAAUUCCCCCUCCUUCAUCCCUCUGAUGCGUUUCACUUGCGCUCAACAGAUCCACAACAACAACCUGAUACAUUAAAAUAUUAAUCACCCACUUAUCUAUUGGCGAUUGUUCCUCACAGCAUCUAAGUCGCAAGUGAUUUAACUCUCCACAACACUCAGCCAGUCUCCAACCACACAUUCUUGAACUAAGUUCGCAUAUAAAUUAAGGCACAAAACUCAAAAUUCUGUGCCACCCACAACACAAGGUAAUCUAGUUCGAGUAUUGAAAUGAAAUCCCAUUUGGUCCUCUUCUUGUUCCUUAUAGUCACCUUCACUGGCAACACUCUCUCAGCCAAUCCCCAAUCUACUUCUCAGGUUCCUCAACAUGACCAAUUGACCCAGCAGAAAAGGCUUGAUAAUGAGACCAUAUACAGGGUUUCAAAGCAAUUAUGCUGGGGCUGCAUUGCAGAGUCACUAGAAUUCUUGUUCAGGCAUAACAUGGUUAGAGCAGUAAAGUGGGAGCUUCCACUUGUGUGGGACUUUCAGCUUGAGCAAUAUGCAAGGUGGUGGGCUACCCAAAGGAAAGCAGAUUGCAAGCUUGAACAUUCUUUCCCAGAAAAUGAUUUCAAGUUGGGAGAGAACAUAUAUUGGGGUAGUGGCUCAACAUGGACGCCAACGGAUGCUGUAAGAACAUGGGCCGAUGAAGAGAAAUACUACACGUACGCGACUAACACUUGUGAAGCUGGCCAGAUGUGUGGCCAUUACACUCAAAUUGUGUGGAAGAGCACCAGAAGGAUUGGAUGUGCACGUGCUGUAUGUGAUAGUGGAGAUGUGUUCAUGACUUGUAACUAUGACCCUGUCGGCAAUUAUGUUGGAGAGCGACCAUAUUAAAAUUAUUACGUGCUAUGUAUACCUGCAUUUUUAUAUGUAGCUCGAUUGGAAUUCGUAUUAGAAGGUACAGUGCUUAUGUUAUGGAGAAUUUAGUUCCUCAUAUGAGUCCUUAGCAGUAAGUAUAUUGGUAUAAAUUGUAGGAAUGCAUAUAUAUGUGGGAAGUGGGAAUGAUUAUGGGUUUGGCUUUAAUCAUUAAUUAGUUCUUGAAACAAUUAAUAAGUUAAAAGUAACAAGAAAGUAAAGGGUAUCAUUAGUUGGGGACCGUUGCUGCUUGAGGUUAUGUUCGUUAGUUGAGUCGAGACUGAAAUAAAAUAUUUAUC